Molecule: messenger RNA, 13125 nt
Organism: Closterium sp. NIES-65
Lineage: Eukaryota; Viridiplantae; Streptophyta; Zygnematophyceae; Desmidiales; Closteriaceae
Source: the annotation of a GenBank genome assembly
AUGGACGUGGACUUGGUCGUGGACGUGGACGUGGACGUGGUCGUGGACGUGGUCGUGGACGUGGACGUGGACGUGGACUUGGUCGUGGACGUGGACGUGGACGUGGUCGUGGACGUGGACGUGGACGUGGUCGUGGAUGUGGACGUGGACGUAGACGUGGACGUGGACGAGGUCGUGGACGUGGACGUGGACGUGGACGUGGACGUGGACGUGGUCGUCGACGUGGACGUGGACGUGGACGUGGUCGUGGACGUGGUCGUGGACGUGGACGUGGACGUGGACGUGGACUUGGUCGUGGACGUGGACGUGGACGUGGUCGUGGACGUGGACGUGGUCGUGGACGUGGACGUGGACGUGGACGUGGACGAGGUCGUGGACGUGGACGUGGACGUGGACGUGGACGUGGUCGUGGACGUAAACGUGGACGUGGACGUGGACGUGGUCGUGGACGUGGACGUGGACGAGGUCGUGGACGUGGACGUGGACGUGGACGUGGACGUGGUCGUGGACGUGGAUGUGGACGUGGUCGUGGACGUGGACGUGGACGUGGACGUGGACGUGGUCGUGGACGUGGUCGUCGACGUGGACGUAAACGUGGACGUGGACGUGGACGUGGUCGUGGACGUGGACGUGGUCGUGGACGUGGACGUGGACGUGGACGUGGACGAGGUCGUGGACGUGGACGUGGACGUGGACGUGGACGUGGUCGUGGACGUGGACGUGGACGUGGUCGUGGACGUGGUCGUGGACGUGGACGUGGACGUGGACGUGGACUUGGUCGUGGAUGUGGACGUGGACGUGGACUUGGUCGUGGACGUGGACGUGGUCGUGGACGUGGACGUGGACGUGGUCGUGGACGUGGUCGUGGACGUGGACGUGGACGUGGUCGUGGACGUGGUCGUGGACGUGGACGUGGACGUGGACGUGGACGUGGACGUGGACGUGGACGUGGACGAGGUCGUGGACGUGGACGUGGACGUGGACGUGGACGUGGUCGUGGACGUGGACGUGGACGUGGUCGUGGACGUGGUCGUGGACGUGGACGUGGACUUGGUCGUGGACGUGGACGUGGACGUGGUCGUGGACGUGGACGUGGUCGUGGACGUGGACGUGGACGUGGACGUGGACGAGGUCGUGGACGUGGACGUGGACGUGGACGUGGACGUGGUCGUGGACGUGGAUGUGGACGUGGUCGUGGACGUGGUCGUGGACGUGGACGUGGACGUGGACGUGGACGAGGUCGUGGACGUGGUCGUGGACGUGGACGUGGACGUGGACGUGGACGAGGUCGUGGACGUGGACGUGGACGUGGACGUGGACGUGGACGUGGAUGUGGACGUGGACGUGGACGUGGACGUGGACGUGGACGUGGACGUGGUCGUGGACGUGGACGUGGUCGUGGACGUGGACGUGGACGUGGACGUGGACGAGGUCGUGGACGUGGACGUGGACGUGGACGUGGACGUGGUCGUGGACGUGGACGUGGACGUGGUCGUGGACGUGGUCGUGGACGUGGACGUGGACGUGGACUUGGUCGUGGACGUGGACGUGGACGUGGUCGUGGACGUGGACGUGGUCGUGGACGUGGACGUGGACGUGGACGUGGACGAGGUCGUGGACGUGGACGUGGACGUGGACGUGGACGUGGACGUGGUCGUGGACGUGGAUGUGGACGUGGUCGUGGACGUGGUCGUGGACGUGGACGUGGACGUGGACGUGGUCGUGGACGUGGUCGUCGACGUGGACGUAAACGUGGACGUGGUCGUGGACGUGGACGUCGACGUCGACGUCGACGUGGACGUGGACGUGGUCGUGGACGUGGACGUGAACGUGGACGUGGUCGUUGACGUGGACGUGGACGUGGACGUCGACUUGGUCGUGGACGUGGACGUGGACGUGGACGUGGACGUGGUCGUGGACGUGGACGUGGUCGUGGACGUGGACGUGGACGUGGUCGUGGACGUGGUCGUGGACGUGGACGUGAACGUGGUCGUGGACGUGGACGUGGACGUGGUCGUGGACGUGGACGUGGACGUGGUCAUGGACGUGGACGUGGACGUGGACGUGGACAUGGACGAGGUCGUGGACAUGGACGUGGACGUGGACGUGGACGUGGUCGUGGACAUGGACGUGGACGUGGUCGUGGACGUGGACGUGGAAGUGGUCGUGGACGUGGACGUGGUCGUGGACGUGGACGUGGACGUGGACGUCGUCGUGGACGUGGACGUGGACGUGGUCGUGGACGUGGACGUGGACGUGGACGUGGUCGUGGACGUGGACGUGGACGUGGACGUGGUCGUGGACGUGGACGUGGACGUGGUCGUGGACGUGGACGUGGACGUGGUCGUGGACGUGGACGUGGACGUGGACGUGGUCGUGGACGUCGACGUGGACGUGGACGUGGUCGUUGACGUGGACGUGGACGUGGACGUGGACUUGGUCGUGGACGUGGACGUGGACGUGGACGUGGACGUGGACGUGGUCGUAGACAUGGACGUGGACGUGGUUGUGGACGUGGACGUGGACGUGGUCGUGGACGUGGACGUGGACGAGGACGUGGUCGUGGACGUGGUCGUGGAAGUGGACGUGGACGUGGACGUGGUCUUUGACGUGGACGUGGACGUGGACUUGGUCGUGGACGUGGAGGUGGACGUGGUCGUGGUCGUGGACGUGGUCGCGGACGUGUACGUGGACGUGGACGUGGACAUGGACGAGGUCGUGGACAUGGAGGUGGACGUGGACGUGGACAUGGAGGUGGACGUGGACGUGGACGUGGUCGUGGACGUAGAGGUGGAGGACGUGGACGUGGACGUGGAGGACGUGGACGUGGACGUGGACGUGGUCCUCGACGUGGACGUGGACGUGGACGUGGACCUGGACGUGGACGUGGACGUGGUCGUGGACGUGGACGUGGACAUGGACGUGGACGUGGACGUGGACUUGGUCGUGGACGUGGACGUGGACGUGGACGUGGACGUGGACUUGGACGUGGACGUGGACGUGGACGUGGACGUGGUCGUGGACGUGGACGUAGACGAGGACGUGGUCGUGGACGUGGUCGUGGAAGUGGACGUGGACGUGGUCGUUGACGUGGACGUGGACGUGGACUUGGUCGUGGACGUGGAGGUGGACGUGGUCGUGGUCGUGGACGUGGUCGUGGACGUGGACGUGGACGUGGUCGUGGACGUGGACGUGGACGUGGACAUGGACGAGGUCGUGGACAUGGAGGUGGACGUGGACAUGGAGGUGGACGUGGACGUGGACGUGGUCGUGGAUGUAGAGGUGGAGGACGUGGACGUGGACGUGGAGGACGUGGACGUGGACGUGGACGUGGUCCUCGACGUGGACGUGGACGUGGACGUGGACGUGGACGUGGACGUGGUCGUGGACGUGGACGUGGACGUGGACGUGGUCGUUGACGUGGACGUGGACGUGGACGUGGACUUGGUCGUGGACGUGGACGUGGACGUGGACGUGGACUUGGUCGUGGACGUGGACGUGGACGUGGACAUGGACGUGGACGUGGACAUGGAUGAGGUCGUGGACAUGGACGUGGACGUGGACGUAGACGUGGACGUGGACGUGGUCGUGGACUUGGUCGUGGACGUGGACGUGGACGUGGUCGUGGACGUAGACGUGGACGUGGACGUGGACGUGGUCGUGGACGUGGACGUGGUCGUGGACGUGGACGUGGACGUGGACAUGGACGAGGUCGUGGACAUGGACGAGGGGCGAGCUGUGGACGUGGACGUGGACGUGGAGGUGGACGUGGACGUGGACGUGGACUUGGACGUGGACGUGGACGUGGACGUGGUCGUGGACGUGAACGUGGUCGUGGACGUGGACUUGGACGUGGACGUGGACGUGGACGUGGACAUGGUCAAGGACGUGGUUCUGGACGUAGACGUCGACGUGGACUUGGUCGUGGAUGUGGUCGUGGACGUGGACGUGGACUUGGUCGUGGACGUGGACGUGGACGUGGACGUGGACUUGGUCGUGGACGUGGACGUGGUCGUGGACGUGGACGUGGACGUGGUCGUGGACGUGGACGUGGACGUGGACGUGGACAUGGACGAGGUCAUGGACAUGGACGUGGACGUGGACAUGGACGUGGUCGUGGACGUAGAGGUGGAGGACGUGGACGUGGACGUGGACGUGGAGGACGUGGACGUGGACGUGGACGUGGACCUCGAUGUGGACGUGGACGUGGACGUGGACGUGGUCGUGGACGUGGUCGUGGACGUGGACGUGGACGUGGUCGUGGACGUGGUCGUGGACGUGGACGUGGUCGUGGACGUGGACGUGGACGUGGACGUGGACGUGGACGUGGUCGUGGACGUAGACGUGGACGUGGUCGUGGACGUGGACGUGGACGUGGUCGUUGACGUGGACGUGGACGUUGACUUGGACGUGGUUCUGGACGUAGACGUGGACGUUGUCGUGGACGUGGUUCUGGACGUAGACGUGGACGUGGUCGUGGACGUGGACGUGGACGUGGAGGUGGACGUGGACGUGGUCGUGGACGUGGACGUGGACGUGGUCUUGGACGUGGACGUGGACGUGGACGUGGACGUGGACGUGGACGUGGACGUGGUGGUGGACGUGGACGUGGACGUGGACGUGGACGUGGACGUGGUCGUGGACGUGGAUGUGGACGUGGACGUGGUCGUGGACAUGGACCUAGACUUGGACGUGGACUUGGACGUGGUCUGGACGUGGUCGUGGACCUGGACGUGGACUGGACGUGGUCGUGGACUGGACGUGGUCGUGGACGUGGACGUAGACUUGGAUGUGGACGUGGACAUGGACCUAGACGUGGACGUGGACGUGGACAUGGACCUAGACGUGGACGUGGACGUGGACGUGGUCGUGGACGUGGACAUGGACGUGGUCGUGGACAUGGACGUGGACGUGGACAUGGACAUGGUCGUGGACGUAGACGUGGAGGACGUGGACGUGGAGGACGUGGACGUGGACGUGGACCUGGACAUAGAAGUGGACGUAGACGUGGACCUGGACGUGGACCUGGACGUGGUCGUGGACGUGGACGUGGACGUGAACGUGGACGUGAACGUGGUCGUGGACGUGGACGUGAACGUGGUCGUCCACGACGUGGACGUGGACGUGGACGUGGCCCUGGACGUGGACGUGGACGUGGACGUGGUCGUGGACGUGGAGGUGGACGUGGACGUGGACGAGGACGUGGACUGGGACGUGGUCCUGGACGUAGUCGAAGACGAGGACGUGGACGUGGACGUGGAGGACGUGGACGUGGACGUGGAGGUGGAGGUGGACGUGGUUGUGGACGUGGACGUGGUCCUGGACGUGGACGUGGACGUGGUCGUGGACGUGGUCGUCGACGUGGUCGUCCACGACGUGGACCUGGACGUGGUCGUGGACGUGGACGUGGACCUGGACGUGGUCGUGGAUGUGGUCGUCCACGACGUGGACGUGGACGUGGACGUGGAGGACGUGGACGUGGACGUGGACGUGGACGUCGAGGUCGACGUGUACGUGGACGUGGACGUGGUCGUGGAUUUGGUCGUGGACGUGGACGUGGUCGUCCACGACGUGGACGUGGACGUGGUCGUCCACGACGUGGACAUGGACGUGGACGUGGACGUUGACGUGGACCUGGACGUGGAAGUGGACGUGGUCGUGGACUUGGACGUGGACGUAGAUGUCGACGUGGACGUGGUCGUGGACGUGGACGUGUACGUGGACGUGGACGUGGUCGUGGAUGUGGAUGUGGACGUGGAAGUGGACGUGGUCCUGGACGUGGACGUGGACGUCGACGUGGACGUGGUCGUGGACGUGGACAUGGACGUGGACUUGGACGUGGACGUGAAGGACCUGGACGUGGAUGUGGACGUGGACGUGGAGGACGAGGACGUGGACGUGGACGUGGUCGUGGACGUGGAGGUGGACGUGGACGUGGGCGUGGAGGUGGACGUGGACGUGGACGUGGUCGUGGACGUGGACGUGGACGUGGGGGACGUGGACGUGGAGGACGUGGACGUGGAGGUGGACGUGGUCGUGGACGUGGACGUGGACGUGGACGUGGGGGACGUGGACGUGGACGUGGAGGACGUGGACGUGGACGUGGACGUGGAGGUGGACGUGGAUGUGGACGUGGACGUGGAUGUGAACGUGGACGUAGACGUGGUCCUGGACGUGGUCGUGAACGUGGACAUGAACGUGGACGUCCACGACGUGGACGUGGACGUGGACGUGGCCCUGGACGUGGACGUGGACGUGGACGUGGACUUGGAUGUGGACGUGGACGUGGACGUGGACGUGGUCGUGGACGUGGACGUGGACGUGGACGGGGACGUGGACAGGGACGUGGUCCUGGAUGUGGUCGUGGACGUGGACGUGGACGUGGAGGACGUGGACGUGGACGUGGACGUGGAGGUGGACGUGGUCGUGGACGUGGACGAGGACGUGGACGUGGUCGUGGACGUGUACGUGGACGUGGACGUGGUCCUGGACGUGGUCGUGGACGUGGACGUGGUCGUCCACGUCGUGGACGUGGACGUGGACGUGGUCGUGGACGUGGACGUGGACGUGGUCGUGGACAUCGACGUAGACGUGGACGUGGACGUGGACGUGGACUUGGACGUGGACGUAGACGUGGAGGACCUGGACGUGGACGUGGAGAACGUGGACGUGGACGACCUGGACGUGGACGUGGAGGACCUGGACGUGGACGUGGACGUGGACGUGGUCGUGGACGUGGACGUGGAGGUGGACGUGGACGUCGACGUGGUCGUGGACGUGGACGUGGACGUGGACGUGGACGUGGUCGUGGACGUGGACGUGGACGUGGAGGUGGACGUAGACGUCGACGUGGUCGUGGACGUGGACGUGGACGUGGACUUGGACGUGGACGUCGACGUCGACGUGUACGUGGUCGUGGACGUGGAUGUGGACGUGGACUUGGACGUGGACGUAGACGUGGAGGACCUGGACGUGGACGUGGAGGACGUGGACGUGGAGGACGUGGACGUGGACGUGGAGGACCUGGAUGUGGACGUGGACGUGGACGUGGACGUGGUCGUGGACGUGGACGUGGACGUGGAAGUGGACGUGGACGUCGACGUGGUCGUGGACGUGGACGUGGACGUGGUCGUGGACGUGGACGUGGACGUGGAGGUGGACGUGGACGUCGACGUGGUCGUGGACGUGGACGUGGACGUGGACUUGGACGUGGACGUGGACGUCGACGUGUACGUGGUUGUGGACGUGGACGUGGACGUGGAGUACGUGGACCUGGACGUGGAGGACGUGAACAUAGACGUGGAUGUGGACGUGGACGUGGACCUGGACGUGGACUUGGACGUAAACGUGGACGUGGACAUGGUCGUGGACGUGGACGUGGACGUGUACGUGGUCGUGGACAAGGACGUGGACGACGUGGACGUGGAGGACGUGGAGGUGGACGUGCACGAGGACGUGGACAUGGACGUGGACAUGGAUGUGGACGUGGAUGUGGACUUGGUCGUGGACGUGGAGAACCUGGACGUGGACGUGGACGUGGACGUGGACGUGGACGUGGAGGACGUGGAUGUGAACGUGGAGGACGUGGACGUGGACGUGGACGUGGUCGUGGACGUGGACGUGGACGAGGACGUGGACGUGGUCGACGUGGACGUGGACGUGGUCGUGGACGUGGUUGUGGACGUGGACGGGGACGUGGACGUGGUUGUGGACGUGGACGGGGACGUGGACGUGGACGUGGAGGACGUGGACGUGGACGUGGAGGACGUGGACGUGGACGUGUACGUGGUCGUGGACGUGGACGUGGAGGACUUGGACGUGGACGUGGACGUGGUGCUGGACGUGGUCGUGGACGUGGACGUGGUCGUUUACGACGUGGACGUGGACGUGGACGUGGACCUGGACGUGGACGUGGACGUAGACGUGGACGUGGUCGUGAACGUGGACGUGCACGUGGAUGUGGAAGUGGACAUGGUCGUGGACAUGGACGUGGACGUGGAAGUGGACGUGGUCGUGGACGUGGACAUGGACGUGGUCGUGGACAUGGACGUGGACGUGGACAUGGACAUGGUCGUGGACGUAGACGUGGAGGACGUGGACGUGGAGGACGUGGACGUGGACGUGGACCUGGACAUAGAAGUGGACGUAGACGUGGACCUGGACGUGGACCUGGACGUGGUCGUGGACGUGGACGUGGACGUGAACGUGGACGUGAACGUGGUCGUGGACGUGGACGUGAACGUGGUCGUCCACGACGUGGACGUGGACGUGGACGUGGCCCUGGACGUGGACGUGGACGUGGACGUGGUCGUGGACGUGGAGGUGGACGUGGACGUGGACGAGGACGUGGACUGGGACGUGGUCCUGGACGUAGUCGAAGACGAGGACGUGGACGUGGACGUGGAGGACGUGGACGUGGACGUGGAGGUGGAGGUGGACGUGGUUGUGGACGUGGACGUGGUCCUGGACGUGGACGUGGACGUGGUCGUGGACGUGGUCGUCGACGUGGUCGUCCACGACGUGGACCUGGACGUGGUCGUGGACGUGGACGUGGACCUGGACGUGGUCGUGGAUGUGGUCGUCCACGACGUGGACGUGGACGUGGACGUGGAGGACGUGGACGUGGACGUGGACGUGGACGUCGAGGUCGACGUGUACGUGGACGUGGACGUGGUCGUGGAUUUGGUCGUGGACGUGGACGUGGUCGUCCACGACGUGGACGUGGACGUGGUCGUCCACGACGUGGACAUGGACGUGGACGUGGACGUUGACGUGGACCUGGACGUGGAAGUGGACGUGGUCGUGGACUUGGACGUGGACGUAGAUGUCGACGUGGACGUGGUCGUGGACGUGGACGUGUACGUGGACGUGGACGUGGUCGUGGAUGUGGAUGUGGACGUGGAAGUGGACGUGGUCCUGGACGUGGACGUGGACGUCGACGUGGACGUGGUCGUGGACGUGGACAUGGACGUGGACUUGGACGUGGACGUGAAGGACCUGGACGUGGAUGUGGACGUGGACGUGGAGGACGAGGACGUGGACGUGGACGUGGUCGUGGACGUGGAGGUGGACGUGGACGUGGGCGUGGAGGUGGACGUGGACGUGGACGUGGUCGUGGACGUGGACGUGGACGUGGGGGACGUGGACGUGGAGGACGUGGACGUGGAGGUGGACGUGGUCGUGGACGUGGACGUGGACGUGGACGUGGGGGACGUGGACGUGGACGUGGAGGACGUGGACGUGGACGUGGACGUGGAGGUGGACGUGGAUGUGGACGUGGACGUGGAUGUGAACGUGGACGUAGACGUGGUCCUGGACGUGGUCGUGAACGUGGACAUGAACGUGGACGUCCACGACGUGGACGUGGACGUGGACGUGGCCCUGGACGUGGACGUGGACGUGGACGUGGACUUGGAUGUGGACGUGGACGUGGACGUGGACGUGGUCGUGGACGUGGACGUGGACGUGGACGGGGACGUGGACAGGGACGUGGUCCUGGAUGUGGUCGUGGACGUGGACGUGGACGUGGAGGACGUGGACGUGGACGUGGACGUGGAGGUGGACGUGGUCGUGGACGUGGACGAGGACGUGGACGUGGUCGUGGACGUGUACGUGGACGUGGACGUGGUCCUGGACGUGGUCGUGGACGUGGACGUGGUCGUCCACGUCGUGGACGUGGACGUGGACGUGGUCGUGGACGUGGACGUGGACGUGGUCGUGGACAUCGACGUAGACGUGGACGUGGACGUGGACGUGGACUUGGACGUGGACGUAGACGUGGAGGACCUGGACGUGGACGUGGAGAACGUGGACGUGGACGACCUGGACGUGGACGUGGAGGACCUGGACGUGGACGUGGACGUGGACGUGGUCGUGGACGUGGACGUGGAGGUGGACGUGGACGUCGACGUGGUCGUGGACGUGGACGUGGACGUGGACGUGGACGUGGUCGUGGACGUGGACGUGGACGUGGAGGUGGACGUAGACGUCGACGUGGUCGUGGACGUGGACGUGGACGUGGACUUGGACGUGGACGUCGACGUCGACGUGUACGUGGUCGUGGACGUGGAUGUGGACGUGGACUUGGACGUGGACGUAGACGUGGAGGACCUGGACGUGGACGUGGAGGACGUGGACGUGGAGGACGUGGACGUGGACGUGGAGGACCUGGAUGUGGACGUGGACGUGGACGUGGACGUGGUCGUGGACGUGGACGUGGACGUGGAAGUGGACGUGGACGUCGACGUGGUCGUGGACGUGGACGUGGACGUGGUCGUGGACGUGGACGUGGACGUGGAGGUGGACGUGGACGUCGACGUGGUCGUGGACGUGGACGUGGACGUGGACUUGGACGUGGACGUGGACGUCGACGUGUACGUGGUUGUGGACGUGGACGUGGACGUGGAGUACGUGGACCUGGACGUGGAGGACGUGAACAUAGACGUGGAUGUGGACGUGGACGUGGACCUGGACGUGGACUUGGACGUAAACGUGGACGUGGACAUGGUCGUGGACGUGGACGUGGACGUGUACGUGGUCGUGGACAAGGACGUGGACGACGUGGACGUGGAGGACGUGGAGGUGGACGUGCACGAGGACGUGGACAUGGACGUGGACAUGGAUGUGGACGUGGAUGUGGACUUGGUCGUGGACGUGGAGAACCUGGACGUGGACGUGGACGUGGACGUGGACGUGGACGUGGAGGACGUGGAUGUGAACGUGGAGGACGUGGACGUGGACGUGGACGUGGUCGUGGACGUGGACGUGGACGAGGACGUGGACGUGGUCGACGUGGACGUGGACGUGGUCGUGGACGUGGUUGUGGACGUGGACGGGGACGUGGACGUGGUUGUGGACGUGGACGGGGACGUGGACGUGGACGUGGAGGACGUGGACGUGGACGUGGAGGACGUGGACGUGGACGUGUACGUGGUCGUGGACGUGGACGUGGAGGACUUGGACGUGGACGUGGACGUGGUGCUGGACGUGGUCGUGGACGUGGACGUGGUCGUUUACGACGUGGACGUGGACGUGGACGUGGACCUGGACGUGGACGUGGACGUAGACGUGGACGUGGUCGUGAACGUGGACGUGCACGUGGAUGUGGAAGUGGACAUGGUCGUGGACAUGGACGUGGACGUGGAAGUGGACUUGGACGUGGAGGACGUGGACGUGGAAGUGGAGGACGUGGACGUGGACGUGGACGUGAACGUGGACGUGGACUUGGACGUGGACGUGGAGGACCUGGACGUGGACGUGGACGAGGACGUGGACGUGAACGUGGACGUGGACGUAGAGGACGUGGACGAAGACGUGGAGGACGUGGACGUGGACGUGGACGUGGACGUGGUCGUGGACGUGGAUCUGGAUGUGGACGUAGACGUGGUCGUGGACGUAGACGUGGACGUGGACGUGGUCGUGAACCUGGACGUGGACGUGGACGUGGUCGUGGACGUGGACGUGGUCGUGGACGUGGACGUGGAGGACGUGGACGUGGAGGAAGUGGAGGUGGACGUGCACGUGGACGUGGACGUGGACGUGGACAUGGAUGUGGACGUGGAUGUAGACUUGGACGUGGACGUGGAGGACCUGGACGUGGACGUGGACGUGGAUGUGGACGUGGAGGACGUGGAUGUGAAUGUGGAGGACGUGGACGUGGACGUGGUCGUGGACGUGGACGUGGACAUGGACGUGGACGUGGUCGUGGACGUGGACGUGGACGUGGAGGACGUGGACAUGGACGACGUGGACGUGGACGUGGUCGUGGACGUGGUUGUGGACGUGGACGGGGACGUGGACGUGGACGUGGAGAACGUGGACGUGGACGUGGAGGACGUGGACGUGGACGUGUACGUGGUCGUGGACGUGGACGUGGACGUGGACGUGGAGGACUUGGACGUGGACGUGGACGUGGUGCUGGACGUGGUCGUGGACGUGGACGUGGACGUGGUCGUCCACGACGUGGACGUGGACGUGAACUUGGACGUGGACGUGGACGUAGACGUGGACGUGGUGGUGAACGUGGACGUGCACGUGGAUGUGGACGUGGACAUGGUCGUGGACGUGGACGUGGACGUGGAAGUGGACUUGGACGUGGAGCACGUGGACGUGGAAGUGGAGGACGUGGACGUGGACGUGGACGUGAACGUGGACGUGGACUUGGACGUGGACGUGGAGGACCUGGACGUGGACGUGGACGAGGACGUGGACGUAAACGUGGACGUGGACGUAGAGGACGUGGACGUGAACGUGGACGUGGACGUGGACGUGGACGUGGACGUGGUCGACGUGGACGUGGACGUGGACCUGGACGUGGACGUGGACUUGGACGUGGUCGUGAACGUGGACGUGGACGUGGUCGUGGACAUGGACGUGGACGUGGUCGUGGACGUCGUGGACGUGGAGGACAUGGACGUGCACGUGGAGGACGUGGACGUGGACGCGGAGGACGUGGACGUGGACGUGGAUGUGGACGUGGAUGUGGACUUGGACGUGGACGUGGAGGACCUGGACGUGGACGUGGACGUGGACGUGGAGGACGUGGAUGUGAACGUGGAGGACAUGGACGUGGUCGUGGACGUGGACGUGGACCUGGACGUGGACCUAGUCGUUGACGUGGACGUGGACGUGGACGUGGAGGACGUGGACGUGGACGUGGACGUGGAGGAUGUGGACUUGGACGAGGACGUGGACGUGGACGUGGACGUGGACGUGGACGUGGACGAGGACCUGGACGUGGACGUGGUCGUGGACGUGGUCGUGGACGUGGACGGGGACGUGGACGUGGACGUGGAGGAUGUGAACGUGGACGUGGAGGACAUGGACGUGGACGUGUACGUGGUCGUGGACGUGGAUGUGGACGUGGACGUGGAGGACUUGGAAAAGGACGUGGACGUGGUCCUGGACGUGGUCGUGGACGAGGACGUGGAUGUGGUCGUCCACGACAUGGACAUGGACGUGGACGUGGACAUGGACGUGGACGUGGACAUGGACGUGGACGUGGACGUGGUCGUGAACGUGGACGUGGUCGUGGACGUGGACGUGGACGUGGACGUGGACGUGGAGGACGUGGACGUGGACGUGGAGGACGUGGACGUGGACGAGGACGUGGACGUGGAAGUGGAC